Molecule: messenger RNA, 1699 nt
Organism: Raphanus sativus (radish)
Lineage: Eukaryota; Viridiplantae; Streptophyta; Magnoliopsida; Brassicales; Brassicaceae
Exons: 2
Coding region: 594-1661 (355 amino acids)
Molecular function (GO): zinc ion binding
Source: RefSeq, a predicted model, not a curated record
AUUCGUUCUAGUUGUGUAAUGAAGUAUAGUUGAGUGUGUCUGAACGCAAGUUGAUAGCUUGCAAUUGAUUGAAAGUUUGUAGUUGAAAGGUGGUUGUUGAAAGCUUGUAGUUGAUACGUUUUUAAUUCUUGAAAGCUUGUAGUUGAUAGGUUUUAAACUGUACUUGAUAGGUUUUAAACUAUGAAGCUUGUAGUUGAUAGCUUGUAGUUGAUAGCUAAGUAGUCUUCGUUAUCUUGCUUGCUUCUGAUCACACUCUAAAUGUUUUUAACGCGUUGUGUUAUGGAAAAAAAAUUAAAAAUUGUAGUAAGUAAAAUCAAUGGCUUUGUCUGAUUGUAUUGUAGUUCGUUUUGAACCAAAUAUCCUUUAUAGUUAAUGUGUUUGUAAACUAGAGCUGAUAGCUUUGUACUUGCAGUUGUGUAAUAAGUUUUGAUUAGACUUUGGUAGAUAAAGGUUAGGUGGUUGUUAGUUAUUGCUUGUACACUUUUCUUCUAUUUAAUCCCAUCGCAAAACCCUUCAGCUUAAUUAUCUUCUCUUCUCUUGCUAGCUUACAGUAAUAGUUAUUUUCUAAAUAUCUCUUCUCUGUCUUUGUUCCUAUGAACUCAAGGAAUACACAUAGCCAGUAUACUGGCUAUGUAAACCUUCUUCACAACGUAGAAGAAAAUGUUGUUCAGGAAAACUUUCCUUAUGAAAGUUUUCCUUCUAGUCUAAACAUGGGAGCCUCUGAAAUCCCUCCCUUCAGUUCCCAGCAAUCUGAGGCUCCAUCCCAACCUGAAGCCAGACGUCCGGUUCGUCAGGUGAGAAGAAAAUGGACGCCAGCUGAUGAUGAGAUACUAAUCAGUGCGUGGCUGAACACAUCAAAGGAUGCAAUUGUCGGAAAUGACCAGACGUCUGGGACCUUCUGGGACCGCGUAGGAGAUUACGUCGGACGUGCCUUAGGUGAGAAGAGAGAGCAUCUCCAUUGCAAGCAGAGAUGGCAUAAAAUCAAUGAUCAGACCAACAAGUUCUGCGCUGCAUUCGCUGCUGCAGAGAGACAAAUAAGCAGCGGUCAGAAUGACAAUGACGUGCUAAAGGUUACACAAGAUAUGGGGCAUGAUUAUAGUUACACGCAGCCGUCUCAGUCGGACGACUAUGGUUUAGGGGACUCAGCAGAGAGUGGGUUCAGCCAGACAGAAGCUGAAAUUGAUAUACUUUUGGACCAAGCUCAAAUUGAUGCUGCACGGAUUUACUAUCCUCCCCAACCCGAGGUUGAGUUCGGCUUCCCAAAGGAAUGCUACUGUGGUGGCGAACCGCUGACAGCCACAUCGUACACAAGGAAUGAUCCUGGGAGAAGGUUCUAUACCUGCGAGAACAGAGACGAUGGAGACUGCCAUGUCUGGAAGUGGUGGGAUGUCGCGGCAACGGAGGAGAUCAGAGCCAUAUCGAGUCAGUGUCAGCAGCUCUCUGAUAAGGUUGAUUAUCUCUCCUUUAUGAGUGACUACGACACUCAUCUUAACCAGGUAAAGGAACUGCAAAGCGAGACAGAGGACAAGUUGGUUAGGCUUGAGAGAAUUGUGUGUGACUUAGCUAAAACAAAAUCUAGGUUUGCCAAUGGCUUUGAACUCAUUGUAGGUGUUAUGGUAGUUGUCUUUGUGAUAAUAGGCAUGAUUGUCGGGUUUAAGUAACAUGCUGUUGCUAUGUCUUUGUGAUAAUAGGCAUGAAC